AUGUUGCAGCUCCUUCUAUUGCUAGCGCUGCCGUUGGCUCAAACGAAGCUCUCGAUACCCUCUGACUACUCCUGUGUCGUCGCUUUUCCCACGUCUCCAGAGAUCACGACGUGCCGGUGCCAGGAGGUGUGUCGUGUUUGCUGUGCUGUGUUCGUAGGAGUAUCAGGCCACCUGACGACACAUGGCCGUUGUCGUCGUAAAGCUCAACCUGUGAGACGAGCUGAAGUCGAGCCUAGUGUGAUUGGAGUGGUAGUGCGAGGAGCCAAGGCGGUGGCGGUGCUACAGCACAUCUAA
Molecule: messenger RNA, 294 nt
Organism: Peronospora matthiolae
Lineage: Eukaryota; Oomycota; Peronosporomycetes; Peronosporales; Peronosporaceae
Source: the annotation of a GenBank genome assembly